Messenger RNA from Alnus glutinosa, 2482 nucleotides. RefSeq names its product transcription termination factor MTERF5, chloroplastic-like. Bases 241 to 1611 code for a protein of 456 amino acids. Gene Ontology annotation, biological process: chloroplast organization; regulation of DNA-templated transcription. Gene Ontology annotation, molecular function: double-stranded DNA binding. NCBI's taxonomy places the organism in Eukaryota, Viridiplantae, Streptophyta, Magnoliopsida, Fagales, Betulaceae. The transcript has 4 exons. Gene Ontology annotation, cellular component: chloroplast. The record is from RefSeq and is a predicted model, not a curated record.
AAAAACACACUCUUGGGGAUCUUGGGUGCCAUGAGCCUUGCGUGCGCUCGUUGGGGAUGGAAUAGGCGAAACCGACUUGUCUUCGGAUUGUGCUUGGGUGGGACGAAAACCAAGAAGAGGAGGAGGCAAAUUCUUCAAGCAGUUCAAUAGCAUCACAUACCAUCUCCAAAUCUUAACCCAGGUAUCCAUUCUUCACUCUUUCCACCUUAAGCAACAAGCUUUGUUUCUCAACCAAAUCAAAUGCUUCGUUUAAUUUGCAUAAAACUGCCCCGAGAAUUGAAGCACAAAGCUUCAUCCCUAACCCAUGGCCACUUCUUCUCAACCUCCUCUAUCAAACCCAGCGCAGAACUCCCUAAUUCCAAGGACCCACAAUCUCUGACAGUCUCCUUCCUCCAAAACUCAUGCGGGUUGUCCUUGGAAUCAGCCAUUUCAGCUUCCCAGAAGCUCAACAUUGACAACCCAAAGAACCCCAACUCAGUUCUGGACCUGUUGAGAACUCACGGUUUGACUCAGACCCAUAUCAGAAAUCUAAUUAGCAGUCGUCCAUUAUUGCUUUUGGCUGAUUUAGAGAAUACCCUUAAGCCCAACAUGGAGUUGUUUGAAUCCUUGGGGUUCUCUGGCACUAGCCUUGCUAAAAUGCUUAGCAGAGACCCACGUGUGCUUGAAAGUGAUGCAUACACUGUGGUUGAGUUCUUUAGAGCACGUGGUUUCAGAGAUGAGCAAAUAUCAACUUUGACCAUGAAGCGUCCACUAUUGUAUUUACUCAAUGCACACAAGAACUUUAAGCCAAAGUUGGAUUUUUUCAAAUCUUUGGGCUUUUCGGAUCUUGAAAUUACAAAGCUUCUAUCCAAGAGUCCUACUAUUCUACAAAGGAGCCUCGAAAAGCAAAUCAUUCCUUGUGUUCAAGAGCUUAGGCGGAUUCUUGGCACUGAUGAGAAUGUCUUAAAGGCUAUAAAGGCUGGCCACGGGUUAAUUGAAGUUAAUGUGGAAAAAGCGCUCAAGCCCAACAUGUCGAUGUUGAUAAGCCAUGGGGUGCCCCAGUCAGUAAUUUUGAAACUGUUAUUUUUAAGACCAAAUCCACUGUUCAUGUCCUCUUGUCGGUUUAGUGAGAUUGUUAGUGAAGUUAUGAAAUUGGGUUUUGAUCCCAAUAUUCUGCAAUUUAUUAUAGCCAUCCGUUCCCUAGCAAUGAAUAAGAUACUGUGGGAGCGAAAGGUGGAAGCUUAUAAAAGUUUUGGUUUGUCGAAGGAUGAGAUCUAUUCAGCAUUCAAAAGGCGGCCAUUGUUUAUGCGUGUUUCAGAGAAGAAGAUCCAGAAAUCGAUGGGUUUCUUUGUGAACAAACUGAAGAUGAAGCCUUCUCUAAUUUCCAAGAAUCCUAUUCUUAUACGGUUUAGCUUGGAGAAGAGAAUUAUUCCGAGGUGUUCAGUUCUGCAACUUUUGAUUUCAAAGAGGUUGAUCAAGGAAGAUACUAGCAUUUCUCAUGCAAUCAGAAUGACUGAGAACAAAUUCGUGGAGAAGUUAGUGAGCAAGUAUCAAAAUGAGGUCCCUGAUGUUGUUAGAGCGCACCAAGGGAAGAUAGAAUUUCAAGGGUUCCCCAUUGAUUUGAAAAUGUGAGUCAUCAUGAGAUCAUCGCAUGCUCUGGGCAUUGCCCGAAAAUCAUGCGUUCAGUUUGAGUUCAUUAUGUUGGCAGCGGGCUGUUUUCUUCAUCUAAGGAAUGCAAUAAAUUCUAGAUGUUUUGCAUUAGCUUCAUAUAGUUUAAUCCAUCUGCAUCACAGCCAUACAGUUCAGGAGAUGGAAAUCCUGGAGUACUCUGAUUACUUGGGAGGAUGAUGUAAUUUGCAAAGUAGUUGAAAUGUGAAGGCAUUCUAGGAUGUUUAAGAGUGCGAGGCCUUAUGAUCAGAUUUUAUCAUAUUUAACUUUUUGAGAUAUGUUGAUUUAAUUUUCAUUCAGCUUCGUUCCGGUAGUGACUGUUGCUUCCAAGCUGGGAUUCGUGAAGGGUUGAUGAAUAUUUCGAGUUGUUCUCCUCUAUGAGGUGAGGCAGACAAUUUUGACAAUGGCAGACCUACGUGCUUGCAUACUGGAAAACUUGCUUUCUUGGCAAUUUUAGUCUUUGGAGGGAUUGUUUUGCAAAUUUUGGCAUGCCAUAUUAAAGCAUGGCGGCAAUGGAGUUCUCAUCCUUUUUCAUAUUUGUAUUUGCCAUAAGGUGUUACAUUGGGAUGAAUUCUGAAAGAUGAUUUACAGUGUGCUUUGAGAUAUGGCUCUCCAGGUUCCUUGCUCAAUUUGUGUAAACAAAAGUAUCAGUCUUUUGACUCUUUUGUUUCAUGUCUACUUGAGCUUUGCCUUUGUCGAUUUAGAGAGAUUUUUUUUUUUUUUUGUCCAUGUGGUGAGUGCCUUUAUUUCAAUAGAAGGGUUUUAAAACAUUUUGAUGCAGAGAGAGACUGAUAAUUAUCAUUGAAACAAGAAGGCUAUCAAUUCUUUUUCCAUA